Messenger RNA from Ylistrum balloti, 7648 nucleotides. RefSeq names its product arfaptin-2-like. Gene Ontology annotation, cellular component: trans-Golgi network membrane. Gene Ontology annotation, molecular function: protein domain specific binding; phospholipid binding. Gene Ontology annotation, biological process: intracellular protein transport; regulation of Arp2/3 complex-mediated actin nucleation. Lineage: Eukaryota; Metazoa; Mollusca; Bivalvia; Pectinida; Pectinidae. The record is from RefSeq and is a predicted model, not a curated record. Bases 100 to 1173 code for a protein of 357 amino acids. The transcript is spliced from 6 exons.
ACAACUUGUCAGGGACACACAGACAGACAGGUAGCAGAAAGUAAAUGUCCCGGAGGAAUUUACUACGAAAGUCUGUUAAAACAACAUACAGUGUGACCAAUGGCUGACCAGAGUACAGUGCCAAAUGGAGGUGGAGACCCAAUACAGGAUGACACAUUUGAGAUGGACCUGAAAGAAAUCCUGGAAGAUGGUCCGAACCUUAAUGACAUGAGCAACACUGUCCAGAGUGGCUCACCUAAAAAAAUUAUCAGUAGGUCUUACAGUGGGAGCUCUAUGUCUGCUGCUAGCUUUGGAUCCACUGAACCACGACUAACUCGGUCAUUUACUAUGCCUCCUGCCACAAGCAAUGUUCCAUUAUCAAGUCAAACCCCAGCCCAAAGUAAUGGCGACUUUAUUCCCAAGACGGUUUCAGCAGCUCAAUCCAAACUGGAGUCUAUACGACAUUGGAGUGUUAACACUUUCAAGUGCACAAAGCAGUACCUCGCUGAGAGAUUAGGGAAGGGUUCCAAGACUGUAGAUCUGGAACUUGAGACACAAAUAGAAGUUCUUAGAGACAUGCAGCGCAAAUACGCAAAUAUUUUACGACUGGCACGUGCCCUUACCAACCACUUCUAUCAAGUUGUACAGACCCAACGUGCACUGGGGGAGGCAUUUGGAGAGCAAGGACAGAGAAGUCCUGAACUACAAGAGGAAUUCUCUUACAACUGUGAAACACAGCGUGCUCUUGUAAAAAAUGGAGAAACACUGCUAGGUGCCAUGAACUUCUUUACAUCGAGUGUCAACACGUUGUGUAAUAAGACCAUGGAAGAUUCACUGAUGACUGUCCGACAUUAUGAACAUGCAAGGUUAGAGUAUGAUGCAUACAGGAAUGAUCUUGAAGUACUUCAGCUGGGUCCAAGAGAUGGGGGCACUGUGGCCAAGAUAGAAGAGUCCAAACGCAAGUUUGAGGACUACAAAGUAAAAUUUGAACAACUGAGGGCAGAUGUUACUAUCAAACUGAAAUUCCUAGAUGAGAAUAGGGUGAAGGUGAUGCACAAACAACUAUUACUGUUCCACAAUGCUGUAUCUGCAUAUUUUACUGGUAAUGAUGCCGCCCUUGAAGCCACACUGAAGCAGUUCAACAUCAAACUAAAAGGCGCUAACACAGAAAAACCCUCUUGGUUAGAACAGUGAAGAAUCCAGUCACAGAACCUGCCUAUAUACAGCCUCAUUGCGCCAAGUUUUCUGUGUAAUUCAUUGUUAGAGGUUUAUUUAGUCUGAAACAUGUUCAUAAAUAUUGAAUUUAUCACUUCUUCUCUUUCUGAGUUAAUCAACAAAAAUUCUGAAUUGAGAUUUAGAGAAUGAAUUAACAUGACAUCUAUUGUCAUGCUUUUAAGUCAAGAUGAUCUUUUGAAAAGGCAAAACUUCUUAGAAAAAUCAUAAUGACUAGGUGUUUUAGCAAUUACAGUAAGGGAGGUAGUUUCUCCCUUAAAAAAACAGGAACUCAUAACUGUUCUCAUAAUCAUUUAACACUUUCAUAAUAGCAAAUUACUACCCAAAGAAGUUUGCAGUUUUAGGUACAAUCAGUUUAUUAUUUAGAAAUUAGUUAAUUUCAGUUUCUUGGAGAAUGUGUCCUUUCUUUUUGGAGGGGCUUAUUAAAUAAGAGACAAAGGAUGUAUAUUUUGUAAUUGACUCAUGGUUUCCAUCAGAUCAAAGAAAUUCACUUGAGUAAACAUACAUGAUAUACCUGGUUAUGUUCAGUUAGAUAGUUCAAUGCAAACUCCUUACUAGAAUAGUAGUCAAGAAAUUUCACUGACAAAUUCUAGAUGACUAAUGACAAAGGUAAUAUUGUUGGUCAUAUAUUAGUAUGCAUUUAUAAUUAAAUAUGCUGCAGUAUUGCCUGUCAUAACUAAACUGCAUAGGGACCAAUCAUCUCAGGUUUUAAAAACAUGCAGUUAAAUUCCUUUACAUAAAACAUCGUUGAUACAUACCUAGAUGUUCGAUUUUCAAAAUUCUCCAAAUAUUCAAUUUUGAUAUGUUGUGAAGAAAGGUAAAAUUUUACUUUCUUUAUUGACCUUGAAUCAGAAAUUAAUGCCAGAAGAUUUUCAAAUGAAAAGGCCUAAGAAAUAUGUACAUGUAUUAUACAUAUCUACUAGUGUUUUAGCCAUCUGUUGCCGGUCAGAAUGAUGGUUUUUGUCCAGUUUUGUGGAUCUCAUGAUUUUGAAAUAAAAGCUUGGCACCUCAGGUUUUUUGCAUAAUCAUCUUUUGUAAAUUGCGUCCAUUUCCACUGCAUUGAAAAAAACAUCCUGUUUAAUUAUGAAAUAGAAUUUUUGUUGAUACUUUCAUUUAUUUGGCAGUUUAUUAAUGAAUUUUAUAAUGAGGCAUGUCUGGAAAGCUUUUUGAAUAUCUGUUAAAACCUAUUGAAAAUUCUAUUGGGUACUUUUCAUAUAGGGUAGUUAGAUAUUUUGAUAUACCUAUCUAAAAACAGUGGUUAAUAUGAGAUAGAUCUUUUAUUAUACUUUUUUAUAUUCAGUGAAUAUAAAGCUUUUAUGUUGUUUUACACUUGUUUUUUGUUCUGCCACAAAACAAACAAAACAUUUCAUUGUAAAUGCAAGAUUUCAUUUGACUUAUUAUGUACUGCCAAGAAAAAGUCCACAUGGGUUCUUCAGUUUUUAUCUUCAGAUAAACAUGUACAUGUUUAAGAGAAUCGAAUUAUAAAUCAAGCAUUACUUCAAAAACUGGUUGUGUGGUUUUCUUUUGUGAUAACAUUCAUGAACAUUUUUUACACAUGUUGAAGAUGUACAUUUAUUGUCAAGGAUAAUGAACAUUGUGGCCAAUUUAAGUGCAUUUUAUGUAAAUAUUUGUGAAACCGAAAUCCUGUAUGUAGAAGGUCUGGUAUAUGUAAAUCCUGGCUUUGAUUAAGAUUUUCUCUAUAUGUGAGUGAGAGAAAGGUAAGUGUUUGAACAGAUUUUUUUGUUUUUGUUUUUGUUAGAUAUUGAAUGAGCUAUAUUAUGUAUAUUUAAUGUUUCUUUUGUGGAUAUUCAUGAAUGACAAAAAUGUGUGAUUCGAUGUAUCUUUUUUUAAUACAUAUUUGUUCAUGCUUGUGUAAGUUGGAUUGUGUUAUGUGUUGAAUUUUAUGUUAAAGUCACUCCUUGCAAAGCAUGUUUUCACAUUUCAUAAGGUGUGUCAUCCAGUCAGGACAGUUGGUCAUCAUACCCAGACAGUGUAUCAACUGAUCUCCCAAUGACAAUGGACUCCUCUUUACUCCUAUUAGUUGCAGACAGUGGACCGCAUGUAGUCUUAUUCAUCACAGAUGGCGGGUCACCUGUAGUCCAAGUCACAGAUAACGGGUCACCUGUAGUCCCAGUCACAGACAACGGGUCACCUGUAGUCCAAGUCACAGACAACGGGUCACCUGUAGUCCUAGUCACAGACAAAGGGUCACCUGUAGUCCUGCUCAGAGAGCAGGUCAUCUGUAGUCACAGACAGUGGGUUACCUGUAGUCCUAUUACUUACUGACAGUGAACCACCUGUUGUCCUUGUCACAGAGAACGGGUCACCUGAAGUCACAGACAGUGGGUCACCUGUAGUCCUAUUAGUUACUGACAGUGAACCACUUGUUGUCCCAGUCACUGUCAGUGGACCACCUGUUGUCCCAGUCACUGAUUGUGAACCACCUGUUGUCCCAGUCACUGUCAGUGAACCACCUGUUGUCCCAGUCACUGUCAGUGUACCACCUGUGGUCCCAGUCACUAACAGCACACCAUUUGUUGUCCCAUUCACUGACAGUGGACCACCUGUUGUUCCAGUCACUGUCAGUGGACCACCUGUUGUCCCCGACACUGACAGUGGACCACCUCUUGUCCCAGUCACUGUCAGAGGACCACCUGUUGUCCCGGUCACUGACAGAGCAUCAUUUGUUGUCCAAGUCACUGACAGAGCACCAUUUGUUGUCCCUGUCACUGACAGUGGGCCGACUGUUGUCCCAGUCACUUACAGGGGGCCGACUGUUGUCCCAGUCACUUAAAGUGGGCCAACUGUAAGGUUCCAGUCACUUACAGGGGACCGACUGUUGUCCCAGUCACUUACAGGGGGCCGACUGUUGUCCCAGUCACUUACAGGGGGCCGACUGUUGUCCCAGUCACUUACAGGGGGCCGACUGUAAGGUUCCAGAGUCCAUUGACAUUUCAUGUCUGUGAUAUUACAUGAUCCAUGACAAAAGGUAUUCAUAUCCUAUUUCAUGUGGAAGCCUUACUUUCACAAUAUCUUUCCAUUCUCUUUUUAUUUUCAUAAUAUUUGUAUUCUCAUUCACCUUCCUGAAAGGCCAAAUGAACUUAUUCCAAGGUGCAGUGUUUGUCGUCCUUCUUGUGUGAUCUUUUCCCUUUGAACAUCUUCCUUUUAAUAACCAAAAGGCCUGGAAUAAGGAUAUAUGAAGGGAAGGUUCCAUGGAUGAAGCUCACCAACUUUAUGAAAAGAAAUUAUAUUGACCAAUAUUCAGAGUCACAGGGGUCAAAUUUGUUAAAAUCUUCAAACGGCUUGUCUCAGUAACCAAAUGAUCCUAGGAUAGAGCCUUACUGAUUUUGCAAAAAGAAAUAACAUUUACCCUCUCUUCAAGGUCAUAGGGUCAAAUUUGUCAAAGCCUUCAACAAUGUCUGAAUAACCAAGACUUGAAUGACAAAGAUGUGAAAUGUUAAUGUAUUUGUGAAAGCAUUUAAUACCAGGUGAAAGAUGCAGGUUAAUUAGGCCUCUUCUUACUACUUCAUGUCAAAUUCUGGCCAUUUAAUUGCUAACAGUAGUAUAAUGUUAAACAAAGAAUAAUAAAAAGGAAUAAUAUGAAACAUUUAUCUCUCAACAUCAUCAUAUUUCAUAAUUUUUAUAUAAAGCAUCAAUGUUCAAAGGUAGGUUCUUAGAUGUAUAAUUUUACUCUUGUCAUGAAAAGAACUGGUUCCUUUAAACAGGGCAUUUACCCAGUAGUAAUCUACAACCUUGCUGUAGACUGUUAAUAUUGCAUCUUAAGAACGUACUCCAUCAUACCAUUCAUACAGCUCUGUUUAAUAUUUACUGAAAAUGUUGAUUUUGUCCAAAUUACUUGGCAUGCUGCUUCUUUAGCACUCAUAUGGAGCUAAAUAAUAUUUUUUAGUUCACUGAAGGUGAUGGCUUUGCUCAUUUGAUAUAUUUGUUUUUAAAAUACAGUAUACUGCCUUUUAACCUGAAACUUAUCAUUGUCUUUCAAUAUGCCUCAUCAAAAUACUUUUCUUGUAUACGUUAAGGUGUAUUUAACUUAUUGUAUACAUAUUCAAAUUAUGAAAACUCCUACUGUUAGCUCUGUAGAAAUGUUGAAACAAAAACAAUGCUCCAGUUUAUGUUACCUUAUUAUGUAUUGAGAUAGUGAAAUUCUUACCAUUUUGAGAAAUCAAAUAUUUUAUUUAUUUGUUUUGUGUGCAUUUUAUGUUAUAUUACGUCCAACUUCCUUAGUUUUGUGACAGACUUUUUCCGAGAUUACUUGACAUAUAGAUAGACAACCAAUAGGUUAAAUUUUAAUACAUUCUGUACUGGUAUCCUUUAAACAUUUUACAAGACGUGUAACCUAGGUACUUCCUAUAACAUACUCCAACAUAUUACCGAUCAACAUCUACAAAUUCAUAUCACAUUCAUUAUCACUGUAUAAUUGACAUUGCUGUGUUAGCAAGUUAUAUGGGACCACAUGAUAGCAUAAUGAAGUAACCAUCUUCACAUCUUCCUUUUAAAAAGGAAGUUUUCUUAUUUGUGUGUAUACAUGUAUACAAGUUCUGGGAAGUUAUGAAGCCCAUUUCUCUUGUUGUUUUACAUACUUUGUAUAUACUUGUGAUGUCUUAUGCUAAUACAAGUUGUCUUUGAUUUCAAAUAGUAUGAUUUUCAACAAUGAUAGAUUCUCUUUGCUGUAGAUGUUUCUUUCUUGUGUCCAUUUGUGUUGACAGCAGGGAAGGUCAAUUUUACUGGAAAUGUUCAGCUCAUCGCUGAGAGAAUAAUAAUAGUGAGGUAAUAAUUUCAUAUCUGAACAGUUUUAAGCAGUUGAGCAAGAUACUUACAGCAAGAACUGGUGUAGGGGAUCUUGAUUGCUGAUUAAUCUUUAAUAGCUAGUCACUUGUUCUCUGGACUCCAAUAUAAUUGUAUUGUGACCUUGUAAUGUGUAUAUAUAGUAUUUUAUUCCUCAUUCCUCUGAGGACAUAUGAGGUGUAAUUUUUUUUUUCAAUGUAUAAAAGAAAAAAAAUGUAUAUUUUGUUUAUAUAUAUAUAUAUAGUAUAUAAACAAUGCACAUUAGUAAUCUUUAGUGUUCUGGUAGCUUUGGUAAUUGUUGCAGUGUGGGUUGAAUAUAUAUUAGAGCCUAUCAUAAGUUUAUUAUACCCCCACUUAGGUAGAGGGGGUAUAAUCAGUCUGUGUGUUGAAGAUACCAAUGAAUAGAUUUUAAUAGCAUUGUUCAAGGUUAAAGGUCACUCCCAAUCACUUGAAAUAAAAAACUUGUUUACAAGAUAUUUCAUGAACCACAGGACAGAAUUAAUUCAUAAUCACAACAUAUCAUCACUCUAUCAAUUAUCAAUGUCUACACCUGAUUAGAUUUUGGUGGUAAUCAGUGAAGGCAAAAUGUCGUGGGUUGGCCACUUUUGAAAUAAAAAGCUUGUGUAAAAGAUGUUCCAUGAACUCCUUAAUAGGUAAACUCCUGAGUAUACCUAUAUAUUGAAAAGAUGAGGGAGUGGAGGGUAUAUUUAUCUGUAGGAGUCUUUUAUUUGUUUGUAUUAUUCCAUUAUUCAAGAAAUUUAGGUUUGGGUAUCUACUGAUCAACAAUAAUUCUUAGAUAAGUACACACUUCAUUAGUUAGACAAUAUAGAAGUGAACAGAAAAGUUGUCAAUUUUCUUUCUUUUCUAAAUCUGAAUAUAUAGAUUAUAAUUUGAUCACUGUACAAAUCUAUGCCAUUUUAGAUUUCCUGAUGAUUGUUUUGUCAUUUGGUAUAGCUCACAAGUAAUAUAAACUACCUAGUGAAAAUUUAAUUAUAUCUGAAAUCCACUUGAUUUUCCUACAAAUAUACCACAACCAAGGGAGAUAUUUUCUUCUAAAUUGUGCUGUUGUCUUUAAAGCUGUUUGGACAAAAUGCUUUGGUCCAUUGUUCUCCAGUAUUGAUGAAAGUAGUUACAUAAUAAAAAGAAACAUUCAGUUUCAUUUUCUAUCAAAUGUUACGAGCUCGAGCAAGUUACAGUAAAUUGGUAUGGGAUAAUUAAUUGACAAGUAAUUUACAAAAAAUUGUGUGCAAUAUUACAUUUGUAAACAUAAAUUUCAUAUAUUUAAAUCAACCAUAACAUUGUUGUCGGAGAGAUGAAACAGUACUGCCAGCAUCACUGUUAUCAUGGAUUUGGAUAUAUCUUAAAUCUGUGCAUUUACAUUGGCAAACAAGACAAAUGUACCAUGUAACCUUUCUCGGAUUGUGAUGUCAAUGAUCAUGAGGCAGUCAGUUACAUAUUUAUACAGGGGAUUUUCCAGUUCUGCUGGUAAAAAAAGAAUCACUUUGCUGUGCUGUUUGUGUAUUUAUAAAUGCUUGUGAAACUAUAACUAAUAUCACAUUUUCCAUAUGUAUAAACCAUCCAUGUUAUUUAAGGUCUGUGAAAUACACCAAAUGAAUAAAAGCUAUGAAAGAAA